AUGGCUCUUAACAUUCGCUUGAUAUGUUUGGUAACAAUUGCUCUUGUAUUUUUUGUUGCAGUUCAAGCGACUCUUGGAGGAGGCAUUGAAUGUGAGAAUUUGAAGGAAGAUAGAUGCGCAUUUGCAGUAUCAUAUGGUGGAAAACGUUGUGUACUUGAGAAGCAUGUGAAGAGAAAUGGUUUAGAAAAAUAUACAUGUAAGACGUCAGAGAUUGAAGCUGAUGAUAAAUUGAAAGAUCAUAUCGAAAGUGAUGAAUGUAUUAAAUCUUGUGGUUUGGAGAGAAAAUCAUUUGGAAUUUCAUCUGAUUCUCUAGUUGAAUCUAGUUUCACACAAAAUCUUUGUUCUCCUCAGUGUUACAAAACUUGUCCCAAUAUUGUUGAUCUAUACUUCAACCUUGCUGCUGGUGAAGGUGUGUUUCUUCCCAACUUAUGUCAAGCUCGUAGACAAAUGGCUGAGAUCAAAAGCUCUGCCAUUGUUGCACCUCCACCAUAUCAUUCUCUUCAAUUCUUUGCUACUUCUCCACAAUCUUCUUAUCAAGACAGUAAACUCACCGCUUCUGCACCUGCACUCUCACCAUUCUAUUGA
Vicia faba (fava bean) is the source of this 585-nucleotide messenger RNA. NCBI's taxonomy places the organism in Eukaryota, Viridiplantae, Streptophyta, Magnoliopsida, Fabales, Fabaceae. The record is from the annotation of a GenBank genome assembly.